CAUAAGAAACCUACCUUUGAAAAAUGAAGAGGAUUUCAUUCACAAUAAUAUGGGCAAUUAUUCUUUUAUUAUUCAUCUCAGUUUCCGGUGGCGGAGCAAAAAAAAAGUUAGCAGGUGCAAUGGAAUCACAACCACCUACAAAUAUUUCACUUGGCCCGUACGAUUGUGAAACAAUUGCAGACUGCAAAAAAUUUUGUGAAAAUUUUCCAGGGUCGCUUCCAAUAUGUGUGAAACAUAUUUGCGGCUGUGUCGGACUAUCAAGUAACGGAGUUGCCAAAAAAACACUCACACACUGAUAGCUUUGUACAACUUAUUAGAUCGAUAAAUGAUUAAAUGGA
This is a messenger RNA of Lactuca virosa, 338 nucleotides long. Lineage: Eukaryota; Viridiplantae; Streptophyta; Magnoliopsida; Asterales; Asteraceae. The record is from the annotation of a GenBank genome assembly.